Lottia gigantea (owl limpet) is the source of this 1014-nucleotide messenger RNA. RefSeq lists its product as hypothetical. Gene Ontology annotation, molecular function: poly(A) RNA polymerase activity. The record is from RefSeq and is a predicted model, not a curated record. The annotation marks the transcript as partial. Gene Ontology annotation, cellular component: cytosol. Lineage: Eukaryota; Metazoa; Mollusca; Gastropoda; Lottiidae. The transcript has a single exon.
UAUAGUCAAUAUCCAAUACCAUCACCAAAUAUGGUCAAAUUAAGUGGAGGUUUACAGGAAGUUUCAAAUUCUAUAUGGCACUACUAUUUACAAAAUCAACAAUCUGAAGAAACAUAUCAACGAAAGAUUUUAUUAAGAAAAUGUUUGUAUGCGGUGCUUCAGGGAGUUUUUCCUUAUUGUGGCUUAUAUAUUGUUGGGUCAUCCAUGAAUGGAUUUGGAACUCUAAAAAGUGACAUGGAUCUGUGUCUAAUGGUAUCCAACAAAAUGGUGGACCAGAAAAAAGAAGCCACUGAAAUUUUGUUCAAUAUUCAUAAAGCUUUGAGAAAGUGUUCAUUCAUUUCUCAAGCCAGUGUUAUACGUGCCAAAGUUCCGAUAAUGAAGUUCAAAGACAAGAUUAGUAAUGUAGAUUGUGAUUUGAAUAUUAAUAACUCAGUUGGGAUACGAAAUACUCAUCUAUUAAAGUAUUAUGCCUCUAUAGAUUGGAGAGUUCGGCCACUGAUGAUAUUUAUCAAGCACUGGGCACGAUUCCAUGACAUCAAUGAUGCUCGAAAGACAACAAUAUCAAGCUAUUCAUUUGGGUUAAUGUUAAUUCAUUAUUUACAAGAUGGGUGUGAACCCAAGGUGUUGCCAUCCUUACACAAACUUCACCCAGAAAUGUUUUCCUCUACUUCUGACAUCAGACAAUUAAAACUUAACGAAAAUCUCAAAUUUGAAACGAAAAACAAUCAGUCUUUGGGAGAAUUAUUCCUGGGAUUUUUAGAUUACUAUAGUAACAAGUUUGAUUAUGAGACAUAUGCUAUAAGUGUUCGAUUGGGAACCAAAUUACCAAAGAGAAUAAUUGCUCAACAAACAGACAAUAUUAGACAGUGGAAAUAUCUGUGUAUAGAAGAACCAUUUGAUUUGUCAAACACAGCAAGAGCUGUUUAUGAUGACUAUGCCUUUAUCAGAAUCAGAAGAGUGUUUCGUGUCAGUUUUCAUAAACUCAAUCAAAAAAGAGAUGUGAGUGCCAUUUUG